Messenger RNA from Pichia membranifaciens NRRL Y-2026, 3546 nucleotides. RefSeq lists its product as hypothetical. Gene Ontology annotation, molecular function: zinc ion binding; sequence-specific DNA binding; DNA-binding transcription factor activity, RNA polymerase II-specific. The transcript has a single exon. Gene Ontology annotation, biological process: DNA-templated transcription; positive regulation of transcription by RNA polymerase II. The record is from RefSeq and is a predicted model, not a curated record. Lineage: Eukaryota; Fungi; Ascomycota; Pichiomycetes; Pichiales; Pichiaceae. Bases 251 to 3490 code for a protein of 1079 amino acids.
GGUACAUUUGGGCCAUCAGCAACCCCCCCGAGCCGGACGUGCCCUGUUUCCUGCAGCGGCGGCGGCGAAACUGCUGUGCCUCCCCGACAGCCUGAUCGGCCUCGCCGGUUUUGCUUUUCCUCUCUGGUCCUUUUCCCGAGGAAGUAUGGCUACAGAGACGCAUGAUAAGGAGACGGAUGAGGCCCAAGAGCACGAGAAGGUUGCUGAGUGAGAGCAGAGCAGAGCAGAGACCGACCCAAGACAGGACACGAUGGCACACCAAAUCUUGGGGAUCACCCGUUCGAUAUCGGCAUGCAAACGGUGCCGAAAGAAGAAGAUCAAGUGCUCACACGAUUUCCCCCGUUGCACCGCAUGUCUUAAGGCUAACACGGAGUGUGUGUCGCUAGACCCAGCGACAGGGAGAGAGAUCCCAAGAAGCUACAUCAUGCAUUUGGAAAGCAGGGUUUCCGAGCUGGAAAACUACAUCCAGGGCACUCUGGCACCACCUGGUGCCUCUCCGCAGUCGCAGCCGCAGCAGCAGCAGCCGCAGCAGCAGCAUCGGUUCCAGCCAGACCUCACGGCAUCCUACACUAAUACGCCUAGCUCAACGACACACUCAAACACUCCCUCCUUUGUGUCCCCGGCGAGCUACAAGAACAUUACGCCCGCCUCGACCGAUAACACAAACGUCCCCUCGCAGUCCGAAAAUAAUGACUCGAUAAUCGACACCAUACACAACUACAACCCUUCUGCGAGCCAGGACGACUCCUCCAGACCAACAACCUUCUCUGGAAAUGGAAUCAGCUUUUCCAAGUUGAUGUUUGCGGCGGUGCAUUUCAAGGACACAGCAGAUCCGAAAGAUAGAGAGAGAAGACGCUCGUCCGCCGCUGCGGCAGGCGCCAACAUCAAACCGCCUAUAGAUCCUACGACUGUGGUGAUGUCCUCGUUCUCUAAGAAUGUCGCAUUGUUGCCGCCGAAGCAACAAGCCCUCGACUUUCUUUCAUUGUAUUUUGCGCAGUCAAACUCCCAGCUGCCGAUUUUCCACCGUGAGGAGUUCUUGGAAAGAUACUUCAUCCCCAUAUAUGGUAAGAUACCAGAGAACUCUGCGUUUGCAUCUUCAAACUCGUCCAUAGACUGGAGCAGGCUACCGGAGAUAGAGGAAAGUGACACCUGGUAUUAUCAGUAUACUCGUUUGCUGGACGCCGAAACCGGUGUGGAUCCCGAAAUGGACCCUUUUAAGUUUUCCGCCAAAGUCUCCGUGCCCAGACGGUUUAGAAAAGCAUUGUAUUUUACCAACAUAGUAUUUGCUGUUGCUAGUAGCAUUUGGCAUUUGCAGUUCCCCGGUGAGAUCUCCGAGAAUUUUAAGAAUGCUGCCUUACUGCACAUAGAAGAUGCUUAUUCGAGUACAAAUAGACUGGAGGCUUUGCAAGCAAUGCUAUGUUUGACCCUAUACUCUUUGAUGAGACCCUGUGUGCCCGGUGUCUGGUACCUUUCGGGAUCGUCAUUAAGGUUGUGCAUUGAUUUGGGGCUCCACAACGAAUCAUCUUCCUCCUCGGCAGAACCAACAACGAUAGAUAUGCGUCGAAGACUCUUCUGGUGCUGCUACUCACUUGACCGUCAAAUAUGUGUCUACCUUGGUCGUCCUUUUGGUAUCCCGGAAGAAUCCAUCAAGGUCCCGUUCCCAUCCAUAUUAGAUGAUAGUAUGAUCAACAAUGAGUCUACGAUGAACUCCUUGGAUCCUAAAAAUCCCUCAGAAAUAUCUUCUUACAAGCACAUUGCCUUGACGAUGUUCAAAAUACGUCAGUUACAAGCCGAAGUUCAGAGUAUUCUCUACGAUAAAAGAGAAAUACCACGCAUCUUUCCAUCAUUGUCUGCAUGGCUUGCAGACAUUAGUGCGAGAUUGAAUGAUUGGAGAGCGGGUAUCCCACAGACGACUAAAAAGAUGAAUUGUGAAUUCACAACAGAGUUCUUUGACUUAAACUACCAUCAUGCGAGAAUGAUGCUUCAUGGGUUAGCACCCGCUAGAUAUGUUUUGGCUACAAAUGAUUUCAUCAAGUUGGCAGAAGCAUCGAAAGAGACAUUAUUUACAUUUUACAAAUUAUGGAAUCAUGGUGUUCUAAACUAUACAUGGGCUGUGACGCAAAACGUCUUCAUGGCUCAUAUGAACUUCUUGUAUGCUGUUUUCCAUAAUAACGAGGUGAAAAAUGCAACAAGCUUGAACGAAAUUAAGAAGUUAAGUGGCUAUGCAAGUGUAACGUUAAAAAGUUUAAUCAACAGGUGUAAUGCUGCAGAGCAGUGUUUAGAGGUGUUAUCGAUUCUAAGCCAGGCGGUAAUUAAAUUGAAAUAUCCAGUGUCCUCUACAAUUCACAUAGAUGAAAGCAGAGAAGAUACCCCCGCAUCAAGCACAAUGAAUCGACUACCGUCCGAAGAAGAGGUGAAGACUUUACAACCAGGUGGACAUAUGACGGGUAAUAUGAGACGAUUAAUAGUCAGUAUUCCUGAGCUAAUCAAUGCUGAAGAAAACAACAAGCCGACACAUGCCCGUGAGGAAAAUACAGAUGAAGAGGAUCCUUGUGCGCAGAGAAAGAAACCGAAGCUACUCAAAGGAGGAUCUACGGAUUCCCCAUCUAUUGUAGAUACAACCACAAGUACACCAACUGCUAAUGUUGGAUCUCUAGCUCUGAAUCAGGAAAAGACAAGUCUUCAAUCGUACAAUACUAAUGCUGACAAUUUGUGGGGCUUGAGUGAUACAGAUCUGGAAAGGUUUUUCGAUGAGGUUCGCAAAGUGGAUUCGCCAGACAGUUCGAGAUCAUAUAGCCACUUUUCUUCGACUAGCAAUGCUGCGGAUGAUGUUGUGGCCUCUGACUUCCGUGAAAAAGGAGCUAAUACCGUUACCCACUCCCCAAGUGUCUCUGCUUCGGUUUCGGGCUCUAUAUCUACAGCUAGCCCUGCUGUAUCCAGUGGUUCGAACAGAUCAAUAUCUGAUGGCCGACCAAUUCAAGACGAUAGUGCAUCAUUCAUACCUGGAACUCCGCAACCGCUCAGCAAGAUGCCUUAUAAAGUUGGAGCAACGCACCAACACUAUUCUGCACAGACUCAUGUACAGCAAGACCCGCAUUUUUUCCCGGGCCCAGGAUCCCAGGGUCAGAAACAUCAACUAUACCCAUUCUACCACAAUCAAUCAUCCUCUCCUGGUAAUGUUUAUCCCUCAAAUUUCUCUUAUGUGUCUGCACAAAACUACCAGCCACAUUUCCAAUCUGCUCCUACGUCGUUUUCACCUCCGGGCUCUCUGCCUGCAUUUCCCCAUCCAGUUACAUCUGCUAUGAACAGUCCUGCGAGACAAGACUUUCGAAAUACAGAUAUCUCUCCUUAUCCCCUUACAUUGAACUCUGACUCGAGCAAAAGAAACACGAAAGAAGGUCAACGCGUGUAUAAGUUGAUGGUUGAAACCGGUACUGAAAGUAUUUGGGACCAAUUUUUUGCUCAGCCUUUCAAGCUGGAUGAACUUUGAUUAUAUGUCAAUUUUUAAAGUCUUCCUCCUAUUCAUGUUAUUCAAUUGUCUUCAGC